Messenger RNA from Fusarium keratoplasticum, 1500 nucleotides. RefSeq names its product Carboxylic ester hydrolase. NCBI's taxonomy places the organism in Eukaryota, Fungi, Ascomycota, Sordariomycetes, Hypocreales, Nectriaceae. The coding region runs from base 1 to 1500 and encodes 499 amino acids. The record is from RefSeq and is a predicted model, not a curated record. The transcript has 6 exons.
AUGUCUUCUUCCCUGUUCCAUCCCACGUUGGGUGCGACCCUUCACGGCGUGUCUCGAGGAGAGCAUGUUCGGCAGUUCAGGAGCCUUCAAUAUGGAACCAUUCCAUACAGAUUCGCCAACCCGGAACCCCCGCCGACACUUUCGGGGGAGGUCGACUGCACCGACUACGGUCCGCGAUGCCCUCAGAAUCACGUCGACUUUCGUCACUUACUUCGCAUCCCUCAAGAUGAGGAGAUCCCCGCGCAGGACGAAGACGAGUUUAGAUGCUUGAACCUUGAAGUCACCUCACCUGCUCUGAAAACACUCCCAGAGCGACCGUGCCCUGUUCUCAUGUGGAUCCAUGGGGGCUCCCAAGCUGUGUCCUUUGGAACGAGCGCCUCGGGGCUUUGUGAUCCAACUGGGCUCGUUCAGAGGUCCAUCGACAUGGCCGAACCCAUCAUCGCCGUCACCAUCAACUACAGGCUGAACAUGUUUGCAUUUGGCGACUGCGCCAGUGAGAGGAAUCUGGCCUUGAGAGAUCAACAGCGGGCUUUGGAGUUUGUCAAGACACAUAUAUCUGGCUUUGGUGGCGAUCCCGAAAAUAUCACCAUUGCUGGUGAAAGUGCCGGGGCCGUCUACUGCCACGCCCAUCUACUCAUGGGCAGUCCAGCCCGUCAGUGCAUCUUACAGUCGGGAACUCUACAUCUCUCGCCGCCUCAGCCAAGAAAAACCGCGGAAAUUCUUAUAGCCAGGGUGAGCGAUGAGCUAUCACGCCUCGGAAAUUGGACACUCCGUGAUGCGCCCGUGUCCAAGAUGCUGGAGGCCCAGGAAAGAUUGAGUUUGGGGUCAUUCUACCUCCAGAUGGAGGGAAAGCUCGAGGGCUGGGAAGAGAGAAUCGGGGACCACUUCCAACGUGUCUUGAUCGGCGACACAGAAUACGAGUCGGUUCUAUGGCGGAACGGAAUUGAGUCGUUGUCCCCAGAGUACAUUUGUGAUGCAUUCGACUCUGCCGGAGAAGCCGCCUCAGCCUUGAAGAAGCAAUACGGCAUCGUCCCCGACCGACCUGUUUCAUGCAAGCUCGGAGCGUUGGACUUGCUCGACGACGCACGAUUCAGCCUACCCAUUGACGUAUUCGUGAAACGAUGCCAACAAGCCAAAAAGCCCUCGUUCCGUUUCCUUGUCGACCAGCCAAAUCCGUGGCAAGCUUCUAGUCGCGCCCACCACGGCGUUGACCUCCUAUAUCUGUUCGACACAUAUGACUUGUCUCACAAUCAUCCCGCGAAAGAAAUCGUGCGCUCCAUGCAAGAGAAAUGGAUUCAGUUUAUUCGUGGUAAAGACCCUUGGAAGCCUGGAGAAGCUUUUGCUUUUGGGCCAUUUGGAGAAAGUCGACUUCUGAGUCCUCAAGGCCUCAAUGCGCGGAGGAGACAGCAGCAUGUGACAGCUCUAGCCGCUCUUGGGUCGCAAAAGGUUAACGAGAUUGUCGCAAGAUUGGCGACCGGGAGAUCGAGUCUAUUAAAUUAA